Molecule: messenger RNA, 1506 nt
Organism: Spodoptera exigua (beet armyworm)
Lineage: Eukaryota; Metazoa; Arthropoda; Insecta; Lepidoptera; Noctuidae
Source: the annotation of a GenBank genome assembly
AUGUAUGGUUUAAAAUUCACAGUAUCGGAGCAAGGCCCCCACGAGAAGCGGCUGUUGAACGCUUUGCUAGCAAACUACAACACGCUGGAACGACCAGUCGCGAAUGAGAGUGAACCGCUGGAAGUCAGGUUCGGCCUUACGCUGCAGCAGAUCAUUGAUGUGCUUAUAAAGCAAAGAAAAAAAAAUGCUCCAAUAUUUUUGCUCGCACGUGUAUUUGUGUUGACGGUGAUAUCUCUGAUUGUGUUGAUAAUAUGGCAGGAGUGGAAUGACUACAACCUGAGGUGGAACGACAGCGACUAUGGCGGGGUCAAGGACCUCAGGAUCACACCCAACAAGCUGUGGAAGCCGGACGUGCUUAUGUACAAUAGUGCUGACGAGGGUUUUGACGGGACAUACCAGACCAACGUGGUGGUCAGAAACAACGGCAGUUGCCUGUACGUGCCACCUGGCAUAUUCAAGAGCACAUGCAAGAUAGACAUCACGUGGUUUCCCUUCGACGACCAACACUGUGAUAUGAAGUUUGGUAGCUGGACAUAUGAUGGCAAUCAGUUGGAUCUGGUGCUAAAAGAUGAAGCUGGCGGAGAUCUAUCGGACUUCAUAACGAACGGGGAGUGGUAUUUAAUAGGAAUGCCAGGCAAGAAGAACACGAUAACAUACGCGUGCUGCCCAGAGCCUUAUGUAGAUGUCACGUUCACCAUCAUGAUCAGGAGACGGACGCUGUACUACUUCUUCAAUCUCAUCGUCCCCUGCGUCCUGAUCUCAUCCAUGGCACUCCUCGGCUUCACAUUACCGCCAGACUCCGGAGAGAAACUCACUCUUGGUGUUACAAUCCUCCUGUCGCAAACUGUUUUCUCUCUAUUGGUGGGGCACGUCAUCACAAAAACCUCUGAGGCGAUCCCCCUAAUAGGGACAUACUUCAACUGCAUCAUGUUCAUGGUAGCGUCGUCAGUGGUAUUGACAGUUGUGGUACUCAACUACCAUCACCGAACCGCAGAUAUACAUGAGAUGCCGCAGUGGAUCAAAUCAGUGUUCCUGCAAUGGUUACCAUGGAUUCUGCGGAUGUCGAGACCAGGGAAGAAAAUAACAAGAAAGACAAUUAUGAUGAAUACGAGGAUGAGGGAAUUGGAGCUUAAGGAGCGGUCAUCGAAGUCAUUACUGGCAAACGUACUUGAUAUAGAUGAUGACUUUAGGCACGCCCCUCCACCUCCAAACAGUACAGCAUCGACUGGGAAUUUAGGGCCAGGGUGCUCAAUAUUCCGCACGGAUUUCCGUCGGUCGUUCGUCCGUCCGUCCACUAUGGAAGAUGUGGGCGGCGGGCUGGCUAGCCACCACAGAGAGCUUCAUCUCAUCCUGAGGGAACUGCAGUUCAUCACUGCGAGGAUGAAGAAGGCAGACGAAGAAGCUGAGCUGAUCAGCGAUUGGAAGUUCGCUGCUAUGGUUGUUGAUAGGUCUGUGGAUAACGCAAUGGGCGGAAUGUCGAGCGAGGUUCAACGUACUGUGACGUAA